This is a messenger RNA of Lingula anatina, 1140 nucleotides long. RefSeq names its product slit homolog 3 protein-like. The record is from RefSeq and is a predicted model, not a curated record. NCBI's taxonomy places the organism in Eukaryota, Metazoa, Brachiopoda, Lingulata, Lingulida, Lingulidae.
AUGAGAUACUGUAGUCUGAACUCUCUGCCGGUCAACGUCUUCGCCAAUUUGAACAAGCUGGAAUUCCUAGAUCUAAGUGAAAAUCCCAAUAUUGUUCCCACUCUCGGUGUUCUUGUCCAUCAGAAGUCCCUGACGACUCUUAGACUUUCCUACAUGGGUUCCUUAUUGACAGACAUACCUAAUGCAAUAUCAGGAAUGGAAAAGCUGGUAGAACUUGACUUAAGAAAUAAUAGAAUACGAGGAGUAAAUAAUGGUCAAUUUGCCAAACUAACACAGUUAAAGAAACUCAUCCUGAACAACAAUAAAAUUACUUCUCUUGACCCGCUGUCGUUCCAAAAGUGUGACCAUAUGGAGGAACUGUAUCUACAUUAUAAUCUUAUACACGAAGUUAGCGCGAUCCUUUUUUCCGCUCAAUCCCUGAGAAAUCUUAACCUGAACGGAAAUAAAUUUGACACAUUUGACAAGUGUACAGUUGCAAACUUACUGGCACAUCUUCAGAUGUUCUACAUUUCAAGCGAUGCUUUCAUUUGCGAUUGUCGUUUGGCCUGGGUUCGAGAACUGUCGAUGGCUUUCGGCUCAAGGGUAAGUUUUAGUGGAGUGUGUUAUCUACCAACGGAGCUUUAUGGUGAGUCAGUGACUUCAUUUAUUCUGAGAUAUUGCAGUUCGGAAGAUGAAAGUUUUGAAAGUUGCAACACUAUCUCAAGUACUCCACCCAAUACAAAGACGGAACACCCGACAGAAGUUUUAAACCGCUCCUUCAUCAAUUCAGCUCAAAUAUCCAGUCUCCAAAAGGACCUCAGCAGCGUUCAAACUAUCACAAAUGUGUCGGUAUCUGUCGCGGUUGUCGCCAUCGUGGCAUUCGUCGCUACUCUUGCCGUAUGGCUGACAUGUUUUUUCAAGCGUCGAAACCGAGAGACUUCAAAGAGGAGGUGCCAGGGUCACGUCAAUCAUGGUCUAGAGCUAUCGGAAAGAGGCCAGGGUGAAAGGUCACCCGAAGGUCUAAGUUCUGGAGAUAAUUUGUAUCAGAACACGGAUGGGAUGGCCAGCAGGGCCCCCAACUAUGAACCUCUGAGGAAAGAUGGGCGGGGUUUGAAACAGCAUAGAGGCCAUUAUGCCUCCUCUCCUGUAGUUCAUAAGUAG